Messenger RNA from Aspergillus alliaceus, 967 nucleotides. Its product is annotated as Clr5 domain-containing protein. Bases 8 to 673 code for a protein of 221 amino acids. The record is from RefSeq and is a predicted model, not a curated record. The transcript is spliced from 2 exons. NCBI's taxonomy places the organism in Eukaryota, Fungi, Ascomycota, Eurotiomycetes, Eurotiales, Aspergillaceae.
GUCAGAGAUGUGGGAGGGAAAGAAGUCAUUAAUCAUAAAGCUAUAUCGGGAUGAAGGAUGGCCCCUCAAGCAUGUCAUUAAGCGAGUUCGGACGGAGUGCUUUGAUCCUAGAUUUAUUUUCAGCGAAUCCCAAUUGAGAAGCCGUCUGAAGAAGUGGCGCAUCGGUAAAACAUCCCGUCGUCCUUCUCUCGUGCCUCGUCGAAGGUUCUCCCAAGCGAUGGACAGAGGUAACGGCCCUGCAAAGGCGAUCCCGCUUGGAUACGCUGGCGAAAUCAUAAGCAGGGGCACGCAACCUCCAGAUAUCCCCUCGUUGGCGGUCGAAGAAACACAGGAUCCAGUUCAUCAAGUGUUCAGCUCGCAUGAUAUACCUUAUUCGUAUACUGUCCACAACCCCACACAUCCAAAAGAUACGCAAAACAGUAUGUUUUCGACAACCUAUGACCCAGGAAUAGAUGCAGCAUAUUGGCACACUGAAGAUCCUUGGGCUACGACAACUCACCUAUCCUCAACCGAGGGAAUGGCACAAACUUCGACGUCUCUGCCGUGUUAUGGAUAUGGGCAAAACGCAGCCGUCUGCGUCUACCCUGCGGUGUCCGGGUCUGAUCUAAGUUCAACUUCCAUAUCAACUGGGUCGACAACCCCAGUGCUAUCCAGCCUUGGGGUCGAUUCUUGACUAUUUGGAAUUUUGAUGCAAGGGUCAAGACCACAAUAUGGUGAUCACAAUAUGGUCUAGACACUGUAUGACGGCCCCGGAGCCGACCUGCGCUUAUAUUGUUAUCCGUUGAGUCCCCUUCUAAGGCUAGACUAUUCUUAAACGUUUCUGGAAGCAAACUGAGUAAUUUUGUCUUUUACAAAGCCGAGUCGUAUGAAUUGCACAUAUUUUGUUCCUUGUUCUUUGUCCUAUUUGCAUAUAUUGGACAGAUAAUUAUCAGUCCAUAAAUAAGGAUAUCAUCUAUUAAGAACCAGC